AAUGUGAAAAAUACUUGUAUAGUUUAGGCUGGGCUCUGGAAUGUCUGUUCUGCUCGUGUCACCAUCUGAAAUGAGAGUCUGUAGCGCCACGCUGACAACUGUGGGGAAGGAAAUCUAUGCAUAGUGACAACUCCGCUAGGACUGUGCAACAGGGGCGAGCAGUAGGGUUUCCUGGGGAAUAGUGUCUCUUAAUAUUUACCCACAUAAACCAAAAAUCUUUUAAUCAAGAAAGUCCUUUAGCACAAAGUAAUGGCAACAUUAGGGAAGGCACUGAUUUACGACGGGGACACACACUGCGCGCUGUCCAGCAAAGUUUUACACGUCGUGGCGGCUCCAAAGGACUCGAAUUAUGUAGAUCUAAACGAAUUGCUAGACCUGAAACUGGGCGAGACGAAAGCGGUGCAAGUAAGUUUUACCGGCCAAAAGGACACACUCCAGUGCGUCCGGCUUCCUUCGGCGGAACAUCUGCCCAGUCUCACGCGCAAAUGUGCUAAUGUAGAAUGCUGGGAGAAUGGCAAAACAAAAGGAGCAACAGAAACAAAAACAGCUGGCUCUUCUGAAGGACCACAGCUCAGUCAUGAAAGCCUCAUGGACUGUUCCGAGUUGCUCGAAAUACGCGAAUCGGAAAGAACACUGGAAAUUUUGGAAAAAGAGACCAAAGAACUCGACGAUGGUGAUUUACGGCGCACGGAGUUGUAUUUCAGCGAGAAGAGUGAGUCGGACGACGAAGUGAGUACAGUGAUCGCGGAUUACUGCGUGCACGAAAUGGCCGGUGAUGAAGCUCACUACAUCACUACGCACGAAAUUCAGCUUUCCGAACUUGAUCACGACGUGGACUGUGACUUGGAAACAGUGUCCACUUGGGAUAUCGAUGAUGAACACCAGGUCUAUUCGUUCGUGGACUACGCAUCUGUCGACAACAAUGAACCGAAAGAAGUACAAGUGGAAAACAUCGAGGACGAGGCUCAUAGGAUCACUGCAGUGGCAUGCAGUCAAGCAGAAAGUGAUCCGGGCGACAGGAGCGCCACCUCAGAAGAGAAAGCGCCCGAGUGCCAAAGCAAACGCACCGGCCACAUUCACCUGUCAAUCAAAGCCACUUCCAGAGCUAUAAACAAGCCUAGCAACGUCCAAGAAAAGGAUGGAGGCCAUCAUCAUUAUGCCAUUUACACUGAAGACAUGAGCCGUUGUGUUUUAAAGGACACAAAGGGGGGAAACGUAUGCGAUGGCGCAAAAUGUUUGAUUGCUCUGCCCGGGCGUUUGCACUUUGGCAACAAAUUCAAAGGCAAAGAUGUAACAGGGUACUCCAGCGGCACAUCCAGCGCUGUAAGCGAGUUGGAUGAUGCCGACAAGGAAGUGCGCAACCUCACGGCCAGAGCUUUCAAAAGUCUGGCCUACCCAUAUCUCGAUGCCAUCAAUUUCAGCACUUCCAGCGAGUCCUCGGCUUCAGAGCGCAGCAAAGGGCUCAACAGGUGGUCAGCACUUGUUGAUCUAAAGUAUGGCAAAGUAAACGUGUCCAAAGGAGGCGGUCACAAUGCAGUGGCCCAUCAAAAUGCCUCGUCUAAUUUUUCGUUGGCAAAAAGGAGGGAGAGUAAAGGGAUAACGGGAUUAACUUUGACCAGUAGAAGAGCGCCCCCAGUUGAGGUAUUUGCUCUGAACGGCAAUCUAGUGAACCCCAAAAACGCAUCGUUAACCAGAGGAAAUGAGCUCAUGGGCACAAUUGGACAGGGUCAGAGUGGUGUAAUACGGCUCAGUGAAACGCUGAAUUUUCGCUGCAAUGUUAAAGCGAGUACGCCUGCAAACGAACAGCGCGUGAAAUCAGCCCGAACCACGGAAGGAUCACAUUCCGCAGAUGAGGUUACAAACCCUAGGCAAAAGGCGCACAGCAAGCCACCGUGUGAUUCAGAAGACGCAAUGGAGGACGUGCACAAGAAAUCCAUAUUUGCUUCGAGCAUACUAAAAAAUGUCAUUUCGAAGAAAAUGCAGUUCGAGCAGGAGCGCAAGAUGGAGCGGGGAGAGAUCAUCGAGCCGGGCAGUCACGAGCAUGAAGCGCACCGAGACAAAACUGCGCUCACAGGACUUCACAGACAAAGCUCCAAACUCUCUGAGACAGAAUCCGACUUCAGUAUCGUUUGCCUGGAUGAACUUGGAGACUUCGUGGACAGCGGGUCCAGCGACGCCAAGGACAACGAACGCCUCGAAGAACAUAUCGCUCUCGCAUCAGAAACCAAUUUAGAGUCGGAAAACUGCGCGGCAUUCGACGCUAUAAAAGGAGCUACGGACGCGUCCAGAGGCGCACUGAUUCGGAGCCAAAAUAGCGCUUUUAGAAGCUGGAGGGACGAAGAGCCAGAGGCUCAAACUGAGCGCAAAAGCAAGCAAACAGACUCGACGAACAGCAAGCUUACAAAAAUGUCGCGCUUAUUUGUGCCAAGCAUCCAACUCGUGUCCGGUGAGAGGGAGCUCGAGAAGACUAAGCCGAGUGCGAAUAAUAACCGUGAAGUGAGAAGUAUGAAUACUCUGUAUGUAUCAGACAUCGCACAAAAACCAGGAACGUCGAAGUCGCCGGAAAUUAAAAUAAGUUUACGGAGUCUAAGAGAAGACCGGAGUGACCCGUUCAGCAUCGCUAAGCUCCUUGCUCCCAGUACAGGCUGCACUGCAGGCGGGUUGACAAAAACAAACGAUGAUCCCAAAUAUCAAGCGCUCGCUGCUGCAGUGAAGAGUGACUCGUCUGAUAGAAUCCCACACUUCACAGUUAGAGACGUUCGAGACAAGACAAAGUUGCAAGCGCCAAUACACCAAGUUAGAGACGUGCGCAAACUGGUUAAGAGCUCGUAUCACUUUGUAUCUAUGGACAACAACAGCGCGGACAUGGAGCACAAAACCUCCUCACAGAAGGGAUAUCAGAAUCCGACAAGUCUUCCCCCUAUCGUGAUUAAAUGUCAUUCAGUGAAUACAAAUAGCAUUGCAAAGGAAUCAGAAAGAAUCUCAGAUUCCUCGAAUUAUAAACUGGUUGAUGAUAUCCAAGAGGCUGAAGUGACACAUUCUCAGGAGUCUGUAGAUAGUAUCACAACAGGGUCUGAACAAACAGGUAACCCAACUGAACAAGUGCAGUUAACAAACAUACAGCAGGAGGGAAUCCCUGAAUUAAGAACUGAGACAAAAAACAGCACAAGGAGGCAAGAGACAAUGUGUGACACAGGUGAGAAAAAGGCUGAUCCCAAGAUGGUUGCCCUGGAGAAGCUUCAAGCUGCUGUUAAGACAAUGGAACAGCUUUAUGUAUUUGACAAAAAUGAGUGGAAGAGAAAAUCUAAGCCACAACCAAUAACUGACAGCCAUGUGCUUUCAUUCCUGAGUACUGAACAUCACGGAUGUAAUGAGCAAGACCAGGGGAACACUAGUUCUUUAUCUGUCACAACGAGGGAAGACUCAGUCUCAAACCCAGAUAAACUGGUAACAACUGGACAGCAAUCAACACGAAAAGAAGAAAAGGAACCGUUUAAAAUUUCACAGACGCCCGUUAUCAAUGACAAACAAAAGGACACCAAAACUCUGAUGCACCUUGAUGGAACUCCUAAUAAGAAAAUUUCUAGCCUAAGCCACAGUCAGAAAUCUUUUGUUCCUGUCACAACAAGUUCAGUAAAAGCCCCACAGAUGCUUGGCUCAUCUGCAGCAUCUAUUAGUUCUAUAGCUGUGAAGAACCUUAAGUCACCAAUGCAACCAGUGUCUUUAAAUAUUAGCCAGUCAAAGCCUGUCACAGAGAAGAGAGAAAAUCUAAGUAGCAAUGCAAGCAAAUCCAAUAAGGCAGGAUUUGCCCCAGUUCAGUUCAGGUCUUCAGUUGAUUCUGAGAAUUACAUAACUAUACCUGUAAAACCUUAUGCUACCAAUGCCCAUCAGUCUCACAGGGAACACAGUAGCAACACCAAAAGCCAAGGAGACAGUCAUCAGCCCCACAAACACUCAAGUACCGUUAUGGAGACACGUUCCCCAGAUACCCCUACUGCUACGAUCUACCAUCACCCUCUGCCCAUUAUGCACGCAGCACAGCCGCAGGUAAUUUGUUUUUCUCCUACAGUUCAGCCAUCUCCAGUGCCCACAGACCACUUUCAGUCUACACAGAAAAAAAUGCUCCUAGAUCCCACUACUGGAAACUACUAUUUGGUUGACACUCCUGUCCAGCCAGCCACAAGACGACUUUAUGACCCAGAAACAGGGCAGUAUGUUGAUGUCCCAAUGCCACAACCUCCUCCUAUGACCCCUGUAUCUGUGCCUGUUUCCCCGCUUGCCCUUAGCCCUGGAGGUUAUGGUCAUACCUACAUGUUCUACCCAGGAUACAUGGCCUCAACUGUGAUUCCUGCCCGGACCAUUCAGCCUCAGCUUUCUGUACAAUCAGAGGUGGAAGCAGGAGACAAAUCCCAUGCAGGGCAGCAGGGAGAUGAAGCAUACAUGGAAAGUCCUUAUUAUAUGCCUUCUGGGAAAUCUCUGCAGUUAACUCCAGGUGCUCAUCAUGUACCUACUGGCAGGGUGGCCAACAGCAAGAUACCUGUCAUUAGCAUCACCUCCCAGCAAGGGCCCAGGAUCAUCGCACCUCCCUCCUUUGAUGGAACCACUAUGAGUUUUGUGGUGGAGCACAGAUGACUGCCUGAAGGCUUACAAUGAGCUGCCUAUAAUACGUCCAGUCAGCACUUCCAAGAUCUGAUGUCUCUAUUUUCUUUUAUUGUUUGUCUAUAGCUUCCUUCAACAGGAAGACCCCUACCACUAUCAUUCACCACAUGCUUCAUCAUGUAAUGUAAUUCUUUUUUUUCCUCUCCUGUUUGCAGUGCAACAAUGCAAUGUCCUUUUCUCUGUAUAGCUCUUUUUCACCUUUGAGAAACUUGUUAAAUAUGCUUUUGAAAAUGAGAGUGAUGGUUUAAUGCUAUAGCAUCUCAGUUUAAAGCAAAACUAAUGAAUUGGGUCACAUAAUAAAUAUUGUCAAGUCAUAAGGAUUAGGGAAUCAUAAAGAAAUACCUUUCUUCUUUAUGACCAAUUUAAUAGAAACUAGUCUAAUAUUAAAACUGUUUCCUGUUUAAGAGUAAUUUCUAACUAAUUCAUAAAGCAUAACAGUGCUUCAAUAAAAAGAACCACAAGAAAUCCUAAUUGCUUACUGCAGGUAAUUAACGGCAAGAAUCAAGCACGUACAGUAUGUACAUUAGGAUAUGUAAAAGGUCAAUAUGAGGUUUUGAACUGUGUCAUUUGUAGUAGUUUUAUACUGUAAAUGAGUUCUAGUUUUGAAGUAAUGAUCAUUAAAUCAUUACUUCAAACAGGAUGCUGUUACAAAUUUUUGUAUAGUUAAUUAAUGAAUCGAAACUGGCUGAUGUACAGGUCUUCCUGAUAAAUCCAUGAUUGAAAAAACAUUGCACAUGUCACAUAAAAUGUAAUAAGAAUAUUUGAAUGAACAGUCAUUAAUUACAAACCUCGUGAAAACAAAAAUGUAAAUGCUGACAAUUUACAUAUGUUUUCUUUAAUACAUAUAUUAAAUUAUUAUUUAUGUUAUAUUUAA
Messenger RNA from Tachysurus fulvidraco (yellow catfish), 5533 nucleotides. It is a transcript of the gene c1h4orf54, whose product is annotated as chromosome 1 C4orf54 homolog. The coding region runs from base 250 to 4632 and encodes 1460 amino acids. The record is from RefSeq and is a predicted model, not a curated record. Lineage: Eukaryota; Metazoa; Chordata; Actinopteri; Siluriformes; Bagridae. The transcript has 2 exons.